AUUACAGCAACCAUGAACUGCUUUUACAUCCUUUUGUUUAUUUUUUCUUUGUUCAAAACAGCCUUUUCCCAAACCAAACCACCCGGACUACCAUGUGUGUUAAACAUCUCAGGAAACAAUGAUAGAACCAAAAUCGAUAUUGACGAUAAAGACUCCUCAGUAACAAUCUUCACACCAACUAAUGGUACAGAAGUGCUUGAGGUGGUUUAUGGGUCUCAGGUUCUCUGGAAAAGGACAAAGCUAACCAAGUUUCUCAGACUUCUGACCUACAAACGCGGCAACUCACUUUAUUACCUCCAGUUAUUCUUUUCCAGAGGAGGUAAAAUUUAUGCCCAAACCAUGAGCACUGAUGGUGAAAAGUGGAUCAACUCCACCACCUUCCGGCUUACAAAAAGGAAUAGCAUGGAGCUGUUUGGAGACCUUAAUUUAACCUCAGGCUCCUCUGAAGAUGAGAAUCCUUACGAAAAUCCUGACCAAGUUCGCCAAGAAGGAGCUGAAAAUGAGCCUAAUUACGCGGAUUCAGUUAUCCUUCAGCCCAAAAAAGGUGAAAGUGAUGAAGACACCUCUGAAUCAGAUUCAUCCUCAACAAAGUCUGAACCAUCCCUAAAAUCGGAGUCAGAUGCAUCCACAACAAAGUCUGAACCAUCUGACAAAAAUAAACUCAAGAGCUUUGGCAAAUAUCUAAAGAAUCUAGCGAGGAAAGGCCCAAAGAAAAAAGGGGAGUCCACGUCAAACACAGACUCUGAAGGGGAAUCAAGUGGUGAAAGCACGCCUAUUAACAAAGAAGCCAAAAAACCUCCACAAUCUAAAUACCGUGUAGAAUAUGAGGAUCUUGCAAAUCUCGGACCUAAACCCUCUGAAACAGAGACUGGGCCCAAAUUACCAAAAAGAUCACCACCAGUACCACCAGUAAGAACAGUUUCCCUUGAAAAUAAACAGGUUGAAGCAGGCACUAGACCCAGCUCACCUACAAGACUAUCUCCAAUACCAGAACCAAGAACUCUUUUCCCAAAUAAAACAACUUCUGAAACAGAAACUGGAUCCAAAUUACCAAAAAGGCCACCAGAACCACCAGUAAGAACAGUUUCCCUUCAGAAUAAACAGGUUGGAAAUUCAGCAUCUUACGUGAGCUCUAGUGAUUCUGAAAAUUCUGAAACUGAUGAGAAGCCUAAAAACCGGAAAAGAAGGAGAAUUAACUUCUUCAGAAGAGGUCGUAACAAUAAUAAUACCGAAAAAUCUGUUAAAGAAGACCCGAUAUACUCAACUAUUGAUUUACAACCUGGUCAACAAUCUGAUCAAACAUCGGAUGAAUCAACUCCAGAUGAACUAUCUGAACCCAGCAUUGAGGAAUCCAACAAGACUAAAAUGAGACCAAAAAGAGGUACCAGCAACUCCUUAAACAGGGUUAGAAAAUUAUUUUCGCGGAGAAAAAAGUCUAAAACCCAAAUGAAUGAGGUUGAAUUGGACUUGGCUGGCGAUUUGGAAGGAAUAGCAAGGGUAAAACAUGUCACUGAGAUUGAUAUUCCUGUUACCGAAAUGAUCAUUUUUGGUGGAAAUUUAGUGAAGAAAAUUACAGAUAGGUUCCAGACAGUGUGGAAACAUGAACGUAAGUCAUUACCUCUGAGACAGGUUCUUCUGUUUGCGAAGCCUGGGUACCAGUCUCUGCUCCACUUAAACACUAAGCCAAGCUUGUUUGAAGGCAACCCAAGGAUGUACGAGGACAUCGAGGGCCAAUGGUUGGAGAUAACUCUUGAAAGGUUCUUGACUAAGUUAGGUAUGUCUGCCUUUAACGAAGUUGACACGUACUACGAGAAUAAGAAAAUAACAUCAGAUACGUUUGAAAUUCCAGAAGAAUUUACGAAACCAGACCCGAACGGUUCUUCAGGUCUUGAACCUGGAUCUAGGCGUAGUAGCACAUCAUCCACUGGAUCAGAGUCAAACUAUUCAGUCCGUUCAAUUGAACCACAUGAUUCUCCCACUUCAGAGCAGAUAGGACCUGUAGAAACAGACGACACAGAGUCAGUUUCAGGUGGAGCAAGCCCUCAAGCGCCUGCAGAAUCCAUUUACACAACAGUCACACCACCUCCAAAACCACCACGUCUUUAUAUCUAUACCCCCAAGUCAUCUAAUGGAGAUAUUAUACCAGAACAGGAAUCUGGACCAGCAACUGUAACACCCUAUGAAUCUAGUACUGGGAAAACACUAGGAGAAUCUGGUGGUGACGUUCACAGCACGUUGGGAUCAAAGAGUUCAGACUCACAGAGUAGUGGAAGCUCUUUUGAACGUAUAAGCACUCCAGAUCUAGAGAACUUGCCUCCGGAUUCAAGUAUAAGACCACUCCUAAUGGACGAAGGACUCAAUCUCUACUCAAGUGACGGAUUUUGAACCACUAACAUUAAAUGAUCUAACUCUAAAACAUUAAUUU
Theileria parva strain Muguga is the source of this 2425-nucleotide messenger RNA. RefSeq lists its product as uncharacterized. The record is from RefSeq and is a predicted model, not a curated record. The transcript has a single exon. NCBI's taxonomy places the organism in Eukaryota, Apicomplexa, Aconoidasida, Piroplasmida, Theileriidae. The coding region runs from base 13 to 2385 and encodes 790 amino acids.